Molecule: messenger RNA, 1534 nt
Organism: Paramecium sonneborni
Lineage: Eukaryota; Ciliophora; Oligohymenophorea; Peniculida; Parameciidae
Source: the annotation of a GenBank genome assembly
AUGUAAAAAACAAAUAUAAAAUCUGUUACAGCUCGAAAUGAGUAAGCGAAAGCUAAACUCACUAAGUAUGAAUAAACUUGAAUCAUUAGAGAAUAAUUUCUAACUCUAACAAAAAUGUGUUAGAGUACAAGCACACAAUAAUUGUUGAAUAAGAAGUUGCCAUCUUAGUAAAAACCUGGAUUGACAAAUUAAUUGAAUAUCACUCCUAGGAAUAAUACUCCAAAAAGUUGUAGAACUGCAUAAGAAGUAUAAUGUUUAGUUUAAAAUAGAUGAAAUAUUUUCUUUAUUAAAAGAAUCUAGUUAAAGAUUCAAUUAAUAAACCGCAAAAUCAUUCUUAAUUGCUUCCUAAGACUAAGAAUAGUUUACAUAGAAAUUUCUCUUAGUUAGAAAAAUCAUCAACUAGCUAAUAAAACAAUGUAUAAUCAACAGCACCAAAUACAGUAAAAAAAAAAUACAAUUUGCUUUCAACUGACUCAGCAAAUAAAUCUGACUAAAGAUUCUCAUCUGUUCAAUUCGCAUAAUAAAUAGCUCAAUAAUUAAAAAAGAAGUUCGAACCAUAAUAACCAUAAUAAAAAAAAGAAAACUUACAUGUUAGCUUAGAUGAUUUUGUGACAUAAAUAAAUAGACCUUAAUCAAUAAUUUCCCCUUUUAAGUAAACAAAAUCAUUAUCACCAUCAACAAGAGUUAAUGUAGUUCCCACAAAAAGUAUUAAUUUUGUAUAAUAGAUUAGAUUGCCUUUAUUAUGUAUCGUCUUUAAUUGAAUCCUUCAGACAUAUAAUACCAUAAAAUUAAGAACAAUAAUUAUUUAGGGAUCAUGCUGUUUAAACAUUUAAUUGUGUAUCUUUCUGUGUAAAAUUAUAAGAGCCUUCAAAAAUGAUUUUAGAAUAAAAACAAAUAGAGAUUCCCCCAAUGAAAUCAAAUUAUAAAUGUAUAAAUGAUAUUUGUAUUAUUAGUCAAGAAAACUGUAGUAUUUGAUUUAGAUGAAACAUUAAUUCAUUGUAAUGAGAAUCAAAAUUUGAGAGCAGAUGUUUAUUUACCAAUAACAUUUCCCUCAGGAGAUAAAGCUUAAGCAGGUAUAAAUAUUCGUCCUUAUGCUAAAUGGAUCUUAUAAGAAUUAAGUUAACUUUGUGAGGUUAUAGUUUUCACUGCAUCACAUUAAUGCUAUGCUAGUUAAGUGAUUAAAUAUUUGGACCCAAAAUAAACACUUCUUUCUGGUUAAUUGUUUAGGGAUAGAUGUGUAUUAUCUUAAGAUGGAGUACAUAUUAAAGAUUUGAGAGUUUUGAAUAGAGAUCUCAAAGAUAUCGUUUUAGUAGAUAAUGCAGCAUACAGCUUUGGAGUUCAUUUAGAAAAUGGAAUACCCAUUAUUCCAUAUUAUGAUAAUAAAGAGGAUAAAGAAUUAAAAAUGUUAUAUGAUUUUCUUGUUGAUUAAGUAUUACCUGCACCAGACUCUAGACUUGUCUUAUAAUCAGUUUUUAGAUUAAGAGAAUAUUACAAUUAUGGGGAACCAAAAUAAGCCAUAGAGAAAUUAUAUUGA